This is a messenger RNA of Catharus ustulatus (Swainson's thrush), 3255 nucleotides long. RefSeq names its product transmembrane channel like 7 (gene TMC7). The transcript is spliced from 16 exons. Bases 39 to 2171 code for a protein of 710 amino acids. Gene Ontology annotation, molecular function: mechanosensitive monoatomic ion channel activity. Gene Ontology annotation, cellular component: plasma membrane. NCBI's taxonomy places the organism in Eukaryota, Metazoa, Chordata, Aves, Passeriformes, Turdidae. The record is from RefSeq and is a predicted model, not a curated record.
ACGGCAGCAGCGGCGCGGGGCUCCGGCUGCCCGCAGACAUGAGCGGGCUGGGGGCCGCCGCGGGGCCGGGCUGGCAGCUGGACACAGGCGGGCUCUCUAUCCUUGCCGAGGAGCAGCACGGCGCCGCACCUGUGGAUUUCCUGCAGGAGCUCCCCAGUUACCAAUCGACACGGCGCCGCCGCGGGGGCACCCAGGAGCUCGGCGCUGCCGGCAGCUACGGGACCGCGGCCCGGGCGCUGCCGAAGGAGAGAGACAAACCGACUGUUCGCAUUGCCAGAGAGCAGCCGCUAUGCAUGGCGGGGAAGAGGAGAAUAAGGGCCACUGAGAAGGCUGAUACAGAAGAUUUAUCUAGAUGGGAGAAGUGGAGAAUAACUAGCAAUAAAUCAUGGAAAAAAACACUCAGUGAAAUCAAAGACUUGACAUCUUACCUGGUGCUUUGGCAACGUGAUAUUCGCAGCAUAGAAGGGAAAUUUGGUGCUGGCGUUCAGUCCUACUUCUCCUUCCUGCGCUUUCUGGUCCUGCUGAACUUUAUAAUUUUUAUCAUAAUGUUCAGUUUUGUUACUCUUCCCAUCAUAAUUUCUAAAUAUGGAAUAUUCAACAGUACUGUUGCUUACAUGUCUCCAAAGAACAUAGACGAUAUCUGCACAAUUUAUGAACCUAGUACUAAUGAGGGACUUGUUUACUUCUAUACUUACCUUAAUGAUUUACUCAGUGGCACUGGAUUCCUUGAAGUGACGAGUUUGUUUUAUGGCUAUUACUCAAUAGAUGCUGUAUGGAUCAGUAUCAUGAAGUACAACUUUCCACUGGCAUACCUGCUGGCUACAUUUGCCUAUCUUGCCUUAAGUUUCUGCUGGCUACUAAAGGGGUCUGUGGAAGGCUUUAAGAACCAUUUAGUGCAUGAUGCAGACCCAUUUCAGAGUUACUGUAAUAAAGUCUUUGCAGGCUGGGACUUCUGCAUUACAGAUCCCAGUGCAGCCCGGCUGAAAUACCGCAGCUUGAAAUACGAGCUCCAGACAGACUUGCAGGAAGAAAAACUGAAGCGAAAAAUAGCUGAGAGGACAACGAAAGAAAAGCAACGCAUCUACUCUCUGAGAAUAUUUAUAAAUAUAAUUGUCCUUGCCGUUUUAUUAGGAUGUUUUUACUCUAUUUAUAGAGUAACAGUCUUCUCUCAAGAAAACUCCAGUGGCGCUGACAAUGACAACUCCCUGGUUAAUCUCUUUGUGCAAUAUUUGCCUUCUGUGGUGAUCACAGCGGCCAACUUCAUUGCUCCUCUGAUCUUCUCAUUUCUGAUCAGACUUGAAGACUAUACACCAGCCUUUGAAAUCAAGCUGACACUCUUGAGGUGUGUCUUUUUGCGGUUGGCCAGCAUUGGCGUUCUCUUGUUGUCACUGUGGAGUCAGAUCGCCGGCUGUGGUGGUGACAAGUGUAAACCCUGUGGGUACAAUUACAAACUCUAUCCUUGCUGGGAAACUGAUGUUGGGCAAGAAAUGUACAAACUGAUGAUAUUUGAUUUUAUUGUCAUUCUCGCUAUGGCCUUGUUUGUGGACUUCCCCAGAAAGUUGUUAGUUACUCAUUGCUCUUGCAAGCUGGUGCAGAUGUUUGGAUAUAAGGAAUUUGAAAUUUCUGGCAAUGUCCUGGAAAUCAUUUAUGGGCAGACUAUUUGCUGGAUUGGAACCUUCUUUUCACCACUUCUCCCUGCAAUAGCAACUAUAAAAUACUUCAUCAUCUUCUAUAUUAAAAAGAUUGUUUUGAUACACACAUGCAAAUCUGCAGCGAGGCCUAUAAGGGCAUCAAGUUCCAACUUCUUCUUCCUGGUGGUGCUGCUGAUUGGGCUCCUCUUGGCUUUUGUCCCUCUGGCAGUCAGCAUAGCACAUAUCCCCUCUUCCAAGGCGUGUGGGGUGUUCAGGAAUGUUAACACUUCGUGGGAAGUUAUUCCAAAUCUAAUACUUGAUAAGUUUUCAAAAGGUUGGCAGCAGUUCCUUUUUGGUAUUGCAUCAGAAGCCUUUGCAGUGCCUUUUUUUGUGAUUCUUUGCAUCAUUGUGUUCUAUGUUGUUGCCUUGGCUCGAGCCCACAAGCGAGUGAUUGAACAGCUGAGAGAACAACUGGUUUUGGAGAGUCGUGACAAGGCGUUCCUAAUCAGAAAGAUAACAGAAGCUCAGAAGUAUCCUUGAAAACCACUCAAGCCAAAAGAACAUGACUUCCUGAAACUCCCCCAACAAGAUAACAGCAGAAGCAUUUGCAGCUUCUAAAACCUGAGAAGCUGACUGGCACGCUGGGACUGUGGCCUAAGUUAUAGGUGCUUGUUGUCUGAUUUCUUGAUUAAGCUAGUGGUGCUUAAGGUUUCCAAAACUUGGAAAUUCAGCUGAUUUAUACUGUGUAAGAGCUGUUCAAAAAAGGAUACUUUGAUGCUGAUACACCUUUAGGGUAAUUGGGAUUUGUUACAUCCCUAUUUUUUCAGGGAGUUUGGGAAAAAUGUGAUCAGAACUGAAACUCUUUUGUACUGCUUUUACAAAUUAUGCUGUAAGAAUCCAUUAGAGGGAAAAGGUAUGGUUUUGCAUGUUUUUAAAGACUUUCAUUUGCUUUGGUCUUAAAAAAGAAGUAUGUAUGGAAGUAUUUUGAAAUAUUGCAUAGGAAACGGAAAUAUGGAAGGGGUUUGAAAUCAGUUUUCUAAAUAUUUUUAGAUGUGAGGGUUUACUAUUUAUGCUGCUCUGAAGCAGCAAGAGCAGUUGAACACUGGAUAACUGGUCACAAAAUGGUUCAGAGAACACAAGCUGAUAAAGAGCUCUGAAUAAACACUUGGAGUAGGAAGAAGCCAGCAGCCACAGCACUGCUGGGACACCAGCCUUGCUGCUGUGGAGGGCCCUUUUUGUUUUGCUUUUUUUUAACGUUUUAAGUCGUUAUUAUUUGUGUUUUAUUAUUGUAUGAACAUCUUUACUACUGCUCUAUGUGUUCUAAAAUGUGAAUAUUUCAGUUAAAUUAUUGGUUGGCAAUACUGUGUGUCAGUACCCUUUAAUUUCACAUUACCUCUCUUACCUGAACCGCUGGGCCCAUGUGUCCCUGUAGGCUACUAAUGAAUCCUUUAUUUAAAGAUUGUGGUUAAGGAUUUUCUGUACAAAACUGCGUUUAUUGUUUGAAAUGUGCAUUACUCUGCUCUUAGUUAAUGUGAGACACUAUCCUUUUUAUAUAAUGUUUCAGGAUGUUUUCUUGCUCAUUUUAAAGAAAUGACCACUCAAUAAACGGUAUUUUUUUACCGCA